Messenger RNA from Dioscorea cayenensis subsp. rotundata (Guinea yam), 2175 nucleotides. Its product is annotated as serine/threonine-protein kinase tricornered-like. Bases 175 to 1860 code for a protein of 561 amino acids. The record is from RefSeq and is a predicted model, not a curated record. Gene Ontology annotation, molecular function: protein serine/threonine kinase activity; ATP binding. NCBI's taxonomy places the organism in Eukaryota, Viridiplantae, Streptophyta, Magnoliopsida, Dioscoreales, Dioscoreaceae. Gene Ontology annotation, biological process: peptidyl-serine phosphorylation; intracellular signal transduction. The transcript is spliced from 14 exons.
GAAAGGAAGGUGGUAUGGAAAGAGGGUUCCAGUUGCGGGCACUCGAAGCUUUCCGGUUUCAACUCCGCGGAAAAAGAAAGGAGAAAUUUUGGAGAUAAAUUCGAAGAAAAAUCUCAAAUAAUUUGGUCAAAUCGCUUUCUUCUCAGAUCUAGGGAGGAUGCUGUUGUGAGUGAGAUGGAUUCUGCUAGGAGUUGGUUCCAAAAGCUGCAACUUAAAGAUAAGCAUAAGUCUCCUACCAAAAAGAAGGGGAUGGAGACCAUGGCACAGAAGCCUCCUACAGAUGAGGCCCCUUCCAACAUUACAAAGCAGAAGGUUGCUGCUGCAAAGCAGUAUAUUGAGAAUCAUUACAAGGCCCAGAUGAAAAAUUUGCAAGAUCGAAAGGAGAGACGCUGGGUUCUGGAGAGGAAGCUUGCUGAUGCUGAAAUUUCUGAAGAGGAGCAGAAUAAUUUAUUAAAGAACUUAGAAAAGAAGGAAACCGAAUACAUGCGACUCCAAAGGCAUAAGAUGGGAGUUGAUGAUUUUGAGCUUCUGACUAUAAUUGGCCGGGGAGCUUUUGGGGAGGUGAGACUCUGUAGGGAGAAGACCACUAGUCAUGUGUAUGCAAUGAAAAAACUCAAAAAAUCUGAAAUGCUUCGCAGGGGGCAGGUGGAACAUGUGAAAGCCGAAAGAAAUCUCCUUGCUGAAGUUGAUAGUGCUUUUAUUGUUAAGCUAUACUGCUCUUUUCAAGACCAAGAAUAUCUGUAUCUUAUCAUGGAGUAUCUUCCUGGUGGUGACAUGAUGACUUUGCUCAUGCGCAAGGAUACACUCACAGAGGAUGAGGCCAGAUUUUAUGUUGGCCAGACUGUUUUAGCAAUUGAAUCUAUUCACAAGCACAAUUACAUUCAUAGAGAUAUAAAGCCCGAUAAUUUGUUGCUAGACCGAAAUGGCCAUAUGAAGUUAUCAGAUUUUGGAUUGUGCAAACCUUUGGAUAGCAGUAAUCUACCCAAUCUAAGUGAACCUGACACAGCAACAAAGAAUCUACUGGACAGUGAAAAAAGAUCAUGUGCCUCCCCUGUACCCAAGCGCACACAACAAGAACAGUUGUUGCAUUGGCAGAAGAACAGGCGGAUGUUGGCAUAUUCAACGGUUGGUACACCUGAUUACAUUGCUCCUGAAGUUCUGUUGAAGAAAGGAUAUGGAAUGGAGUGUGAUUGGUGGUCGCUGGGUGCAAUUAUGUAUGAGAUGCUUAUUGGAUACCCGCCAUUUUAUUCAGAUGAACCAAUGUCAACUUGUAGAAAGAUUGUUAAUUGGAGAAAUCACCUUAAAUUCCCUGAGGAAGCAAAGCUUUCACCUGAAGCUAAAGAUCUCAUCAGUAGAUUGCUCUGUAACGUAGAGCAGAGGCUUGGCACCAAGGGAGCCCAUGAAAUAAAGGCGCACCCAUGGUUUAGAGGCAUUCAGUGGGACAAGCUAUAUCAGAUGGAAGCUGCCUUUAAACCUGAGGUUAAUGAUGAGUUAGACACCCAAAAUUUUGAGAAAUUUGAGGAGUCUGGAGCUCCAAUGCCUACUUCUUCAAAAUCUGGACCGUGGAGAAAGAUGCUUUCCUCGAAGGAUGUUAACUUUGUGGGCUAUACUUACAAGAACUUUGAAAUUGUUAAUGACCCUAGCAUCCCUGGCAUUGCAGAGUUGAAGAAGAAGAACAACAAACCAAAGAGACCAUCCAUCAAGUCUUUAUUCGAAACGGAAGCUACUGCAGAUCAGCCGGUCCAGGGAAGCUUUCUAAAAUUAUUACCGACACACAUGGAGGUCUCUGAAACACCCGAGCCAUCACCACACUCUAGCAGGUCAUCAUCUUCAUGUGACACACAAGCUCGACAUCGAUAACCCUCUUGAGUACCAUAACAAUUAAUUGUUAAUAGUCAAAUUGACAUGGAGAACCUGGAGUUUUUCCUUUUUUCCGUUCAUUGUUUCGUAUUUUGAGGUAUUGUCACAUAAAACCUGUGUAUCUGCUCCUGCUUAUCCUCAAGAGGGAUGAGUUUGACACCCCCCCUUGUUGUAAAUUUGUGCUUACUAUCAAACGACUUAUCGAUUGUUUCUAAUUGUCAUCUGAUCACUGCUGUAAUGAUAAUGCUAUUCUUUUUGUUUCGAACAAUACGAGUUUGCAGCUCGUCAUUUGGAUGCAAAAUGAAUUUGGUUUUA